AUGUCUGGAUACACCCCUGAGCUCGACUCCGACGUCCCAGGGCCCCGCUCCCCGUCCUCCGAUCCAUCCGUCACCUCCGCCUCAGCGAGUGCCCCACGUCGCCGCGGACGCGCUCAUCGCGCACUGCCCCACCUCGCCACCCUCGACGUCUUCUUCCAUCUCGACUGGGCCGAGCUCAGCAGCUACACCACGGCGCUGCGCCCGCCCAUCCCGUCCUGGCCCCCUCUCCGCGCGCUCACCGUGCACGCCGCGACGGACCUCCCGCUCGUCGCGGCCCGCGUCGGGCGCUGCGAGGCGCUGAAGCUCGCGAUCGCCGACCUCCGCGUGGGCUGCGACCCGCCGCGAGGGAGCGGGGGUCUGCCGUGGUUCGAGGACAGGGCGGGCCCGGCACGGCUCGCGAUGGCGGCCAAGGUCGGCGACGGGGGGCUCGGCGGUGCGAGGUUGUGGGCGGCCGUCGGGAAGAGCGCCCGGGGCCUGCGCUCGCUCGUGCUCACGUUGGAGCGGCGCGACGCCGGGGGGUCGCGCGUCGAGGAACGGGACGAGAGCACGGAUGUCACGGAUCUGCCGGGUGCGCUGGCGACACUUCCCGGGCUGGAGCAUCUCAGCUUAUGGGUGGCGAAGGCGCAGGAAGAUGGCGGCGAAGUGGACACGGAUGAAGGCGAUGAGGGCCUGGAGGAGAUCCGAAAGCUCUGA
Messenger RNA from Epithele typhae, 693 nucleotides. RefSeq lists its product as uncharacterized. NCBI's taxonomy places the organism in Eukaryota, Fungi, Basidiomycota, Agaricomycetes, Polyporales, Epitheliaceae. The record is from RefSeq and is a predicted model, not a curated record. The transcript is spliced from 3 exons. Bases 1 to 693 code for a protein of 230 amino acids.